Xenopus laevis (African clawed frog) is the source of this 5806-nucleotide messenger RNA. It is a transcript of the gene baz1a.L, whose product is annotated as bromodomain adjacent to zinc finger domain 1A L homeolog. Gene Ontology annotation, molecular function: DNA binding. The record is from RefSeq and is a predicted model, not a curated record. The transcript is spliced from 28 exons. The coding region runs from base 236 to 4936 and encodes 1566 amino acids. Gene Ontology annotation, biological process: positive regulation of DNA replication; chromatin remodeling; regulation of DNA-templated transcription. Gene Ontology annotation, cellular component: CHRAC; nuclear chromosome; chromatin. NCBI's taxonomy places the organism in Eukaryota, Metazoa, Chordata, Amphibia, Anura, Pipidae.
GCAAGGCGGCAACAUGCGGCGCUUAUAUACAUGAGCCAUGACGUCACUUCUCGCGAGAUGAGAAUUGUGACGUAAGGAUUAGCUGUCCGGCAGCAGUCUAGGCGCUAGACGUUAACCGCGCUGCGGGACUUUUAAACAGCGAUCCGGGACUGCGGGCUGUGUAGAGAAAAAUCGGGACUGUCCUGGGAAAAGCGGGACUGUUGGGCGCCGAAACCAGUGUGCCGGGAGAGAGGACAUGCCGUUACUGCACAGAAAACCGUUCAUUCGACAACCCCCACCUCCGGAUUUACAACCAACGGAGGAGCUGUUCUACUGCCGAGUUACAAAUGAAAUCUUCAGGGACUACGAUGAGUUUUUUGAACGCACUAUCCUGUGCAACAGCCUUGUAUGGAGCUGCUCCCUGACAGGGAAAUCUGGCCUUACCUACCAAGAAGCACUUGAAUCAGAGAAAAAAGUGAGACAGAGUCUGAAGACCUUCCCAGAGUCCUUAACCGUCCCUAUCUUGUAUCUCUCCACACUUGUGAGACGCCAGAGGGUGACAGAUGUGUGUGAGGAAAUAUUUGCCUAUGUGAAAGACAGGUUCUUUGUUGGUGAAACGGUGACUGUAGUGAGAAACAGCGGCGCAAGGUUGGAGUGCAACAUCUUAGAAGUUAAACUCCCUCCUCAGCAAAAUGGAGUGGCUAAUGGGCACAUUCGUAAUGAUGAUACCAUUGUUAUCAGUGAUAGUGAUGAGGAACAGCCUAAAGAAACACCCCAGACUAGGAAGAAAAAGGAGACGACUGAUCCCUCCUUAUUAAAAUAUAAAGUUAAGCCAAUUCAAAAGGAGCUGUAUGAAUCUGUUACUGUCAAAGGAUGCCAACUCAGUCGAAAACCAUCGCUAUUUUCUCAAGACAGACUGAAACUUUUUUUGAAGCUGCACUGUGAAGCACAUGAAAGAAUGAUAAAGACUAAGGCAAGUUCAGUCACAAAGUACCAAAUUUCAGUGAAAAACUUUCUGAGUUAUUUCCCUGAGGAGCCUCCGGAUUUUCAGCUCUCACCCCCAAACAAAAAAACAAGUGGAAAACCACUUCCAAACAAGCACUUAAGUCGGGGCAAUGGAUUAGCAAACAAACAAAAACAAGUUCAAGCUGCUAAAGAGCGAGAGAGAAUCUUGAAACAGAAAAAGGAGCUGAAAGCUAUGGAAAUGGAAAAGGCAAGGAUGAGAAGAGAACGUGCAGAGGAGACAAGGUCACGCAUACAAGAGAAAUAUAUCAAGGAAAGGCAAAAGGAAGAGCUGAAAAAAAUAGUAGAGGUAGAAAAGUUAAAGAAAAAAGAAGAGAAAGAGAGGAUGAAAUUGGAAAAAGAGAAGGAAAGGGAGAAACUUCGUGAGGAAAAGAAGAAAUAUGCAGAACGUCUCAAGCUUUGGAGUAAGCCUCGGGAUGAUAUGGAGUGUGAAGACCUUAAGGAGCUUCCUGAACCCAUUCCAGUGAAAACAAGGCUUCCUCCAGAAUGUUUUGGAGAUGCUAUCAUGGUGUUAGAGUUUCUACAUGCAUUUGGAGACCUGUUUGAUCUUAAGGACGAGUUUCCGGAAGGAAUGACAUUUGAAAUGCUAGAAGAAGCUUUGGUGGGCAGUGACCCUGAAGGUCCGCUUUGUGAACUUCUCUUUUUCUUCAUGAGUGCCAUCUUUCAGGCCAUGGCUGAAGAAGAAGAGGAAGUAGAAAAAGAACAAAUAGCAGAGACUGAACCCAAAGAUUUAUCAGAGGCUUUGGAUGAAGAUGCUGAUCCAACAACAUGUGCUCUAACAGCUGUGGCCACUUUAGCAGCAGCGUGGCCUCAACUGCACCAAGGUUGUCAUCUAAAAAAACUAGAUUUGGACAGCUGCACGCUGUCAGAGAUCCUGCGGUUACACAUUUUAGCAUCUGGUGCUGAUGCAACUUUUGCCAAUGCUAAGUAUCGAUACCAAAAGCAAGGCGGGUUUGAUGCUACAGAUGAUGCUUGUGUGGAACUACGUCUCAGCAAUCCUGCCAUCCUGAAGAAGCUUUCCACCAUAUCUGUUUAUACCCUGCAACCUGGUGAGAAGCUGAAAAUUCUUCAUGCACUAUGUGGAAAGCUGCUUACAUUAGUCUCCACUAGAGAUUACAUUGAAGACUAUGUGGAAGAGCUGCGACAAGCAAAACAGGAGUUCAGAGAGCUGAAAGCUGAACAGAAUAGAAGAGAACGAGAAGAGGCUGCUGCGAGGAUUCGCAAAAGAAAAGAGGAUAAGUUGAAGGAACAAGAACAGAAAAUGAAAGAUAAACAAGACAAAGUUAAAGAUGUGGAGAACAAAGGCUUUUCCAAAGAUACAGGAAAUGAAGAGCAAGAUGAGUUAGACACCAGCUCUGAGAACAAAGAUGCUGAGCAAAGGGACCAGGAUUCAGCUUCUGAGGAUGAAGAUGAUGCUCGACCAACUGGCAGAAAAGGAACCAGAGGCCAGAGGGGAUUUAAAGAUGGGAAGAAAAGAAAAGAGAAUAGUGAUGGACUGGAAAAGAGAGAAGAUUUGACCGCUGAAGAGGAAGAGCAGUUGCGGCAGGAGUACAUUAAACGCGAACAGGAAUUGGUGGAAAAGAUCCAGCAAGCCACUGCCUGCACCAACAUUUUUCCUCUAGGCAGGGAUCGCUGGUACAGGCGCUUCUGGACUUUCUUUUCUGUGCCUGGACUCUUUUUAGAAGAGGAUUAUUCUCAUCUCACGGAGGACCUGCUGCAGCCUCAGCCAUUUUCUAAACCGGAAACACCUCACAAGGACAUCACUGGAGUAAACGGCCAUGAAUCUACAUCUCCACUCCAGGAGAACAAGAAGGAGACUGAAAUUCCAAAACCAAUAAACAAACCAAAUCGCUGGUGCUACUACAGUUCUACAGAGCAACUGGACAAACUCAUAGAAGCCCUGAACACAAGGGGCCACAGGGAAAGUGCCUUAAAAGAAACACUGGUACAGGAAAAAAGCAAGAUCUGCCAGAGGCUUGAUAGUUUCCCAGUUAAUCGAUUCAACAUUGCAGAUAACACUCCACCAACAUUAGAAUUUAAGCCUGGUCGCGGAAGGUCUCUUAAUACAUCUGAGAGUUUACCGGUAUCUGGCGAGAAACAGCUUGAACUUCGACUCUGUGACCUCAUUCUGGACAUUGAAGACAGAAUUUAUCAGGGAACCUUGGGUGCCGUCAAGGUACCAGACAGGCAAUUGUGGCGGGCAGCUCUUGAAAAAAACACAUACGAAAUUCUGAACGACGAAGCAAAGGAAAAUGGUUUGACAAAACCUAUAAACCAUGAACUGGAGGAAAUGGAAAUUGACAUAAAGCAGAGCGCUAAAGAUAGGCUUCUGGCAUUGAAAUAUGAUACUCCUAGUGCUACAUCCACAAGUACCAACACUCCCCAACCAGUGAAUAAUGCUGUGCGAUAUCUAGCACGUGCGCUGCAUCAGAUUGAGCAGGGAGUAGAACGCAAAUAUCUGAAGGCUCCUCUUGGAGAUGCAGAGGAUACUAAAAAAGAUGCAAAAUCAGACAAAAAGAAGAAAGAUGACAAAAAGAAGAAAGAUGAAGACCAAAACAGUGAGAAAGAUGAUGUGAGUGAGAGUGGCCGUGUCCAGAGGACAGUAUUAGACCGCUGGAGAGAGUCGUUGUUGUCAUCUGGGAGCUUAUCUCAAAUAUUCCUUCACUUAUCCACUCUGGAUCGUAGCAUUUUGUGGUCCCGCUCUAUUCUCAAUGCACGCUGCAAGGUGUGCCGUAAGAAAGGAGAUGGAGAAAGCAUGGUGCUAUGUGAUGGCUGUGACAGAGGACACCAUAUCUACUGUGUUAGGCCCAAACUUAAAUAUGUUCCAGAAGGAGACUGGUUUUGUCCAGAGUGUCAUCCCAAACAACGAUCCCAUAGGUUGCCAUCCAGACAUAGAUAUUCAAUGGAUAGCGAUGUGGAAGAAGAGGAAGAACUUGACGAAGAUCAGGAGGAGGAAGAAGAGGAGGAAGAGGAGCAAGAAGACGCUGAAUCUGAAAAUGAGGAGGAAGAUGAAAUGUCUGAAGAAGAAGGGCCCCCAAAAAGAGGGAGAUCCAAAGUUCAAUUGCCUUUGAAGACGAGAGGUGGAAAAGCAGCUGGCAAACAAGCAGGCCCCAAGCCAAAAACAGGGAAGCAAAGCACACCCAAAAAUGCACAGCCUGUACAAAAAGGUAGUGGCCGAGGAAGAAAAGCACGUUCUGCACCAUCUCUCGAACCUACAUCCCGCCUCUCUGCUUUCGAUUCCCCAGCCUAUGCAGUUUCCCCCAAUUCUUCCCUUGUAGAGCUGGUUACUGUAAAUGGCAGAGGACGAGGUAGGGGCAGAGGAAGAGGCAGAGGGAGAGGACGAUUGCAGAAAUCUGCAGAUAACACUCCAGCAAGCAGUCCCUUUGCUUUCCGUCCGUUUAGUUUGGAUUCCAAUGAGCCAACACCACCUGGAAGAAGGCCAAGGUCACAAAGUUUGUUACCUUCUCAGAAUGAGCCCAAAGGAAGAGGCAAAAAGCGAUUAUCUGGAGAUACUUCUUCCUUGGCACAAGGAAACCGGAGGAGCUCAGGAAGGCAUCAUGGUGUACACGAAUUAUCAGCUUGUGAGCAGCUGGUUGUAGAGCUGGUGAGGCAUGACGACAGCUGGCCAUUCAUGAGACUGGUGUCUAAAACUCAGGUUCCAGAUUACUUUGAUAUCAUCCAGAGACCUAUUGCCUUAAAUCUAAUCCGUGAAAAAGUGAACAAAUGUGAAUACAAAUGUGCAUCUGAGUUCAUAGAUGAUGUCCAGUUGAUGUUUUCCAACUGCUUUGAAUACAACCACCACAACAGCAGUGAAGCCAAAACUGCAAUUCGCCUUCAGUCUUUCUUUGUCACUGAGGCUCAGAAGCUGGGUCUACAAGUCUCUCAUAACAGAGUUUCUGCCAUCACACCUCCCUCCAAAAGAUCCCGCCUUUAACCUUUCUAUCCUUUUAUCACGAAUGCAAGACAAGGGACCGAGGGUGGCAGUCCCCCACCUCUUCUCUUUCCCGGUUGCAAGGGACGCAGCCUGCUGAACUGGUUUGCAAAAGCAAUAAACUCAGCCAUCAUCAAAAGUAACGACAAGCACUGAAUUAUUAUUAUUAUAAUCAGCACUCAGGGGAAAGCAGCUUUUAUGACUGCUGCACCAGGUUCAUUCCAUGUACAAGUAUUUUAUACAAGUAUAUAUGUAUAUCAGAUUAAUGUUAGACUGUUCUACAGCAUUCCUUUAUUAGCUCUUUUCAAGGUGAGAAGUUUUAGACCCAUAGCCGUGCUACUGUGUCUGAGACCUCCCGCCGCUCUAAGGUUAUAAGAUUCUAUGGUUACCACUUACUGACAAGAUGUUCUGAUUAAUUUUCUAUUUUCUCUAGUUACCCUGUUGGGAAUAUUUACAGUUGAAAUGAUGGGGGAAUAACAGCGACCCUAUAGUUUCUGGCCACCCAACACUACUUGAGUGAAAUAAAGUGGCUAUAUUUUUUGGCAAUGGACUGUAAAAGCUGAGAGUAUUUCAGAAUUUCUUACCUAGAUAUUUAUUUAGAAUUCCAUAAAAAUAUGCAAAUGUUUUUAUGGGUUUUUUUUUUUUUUUUUGUAUUUAUGACAUUUUGUACUUGGAAGUAUACCACUCGUGAUAUAAAUUUGAUAUUGUUCCUAUCGGGUCCUAAAGACUUGGGAUUUGAGCCUUCUGUUUUCAUGGAAUUGAUCUUUGGAGGCGUUUCAACUAGAUAUGCAGUUACUUAAAACACAGGAAUUGCUGUUAUUUGUUUUGUGCGGGUUCCAGUGUAAAAGAACAAUAAAAGUUUCCUUUUCCAAA